Cajanus cajan (pigeon pea) is the source of this 775-nucleotide messenger RNA. NCBI's taxonomy places the organism in Eukaryota, Viridiplantae, Streptophyta, Magnoliopsida, Fabales, Fabaceae. The record is from RefSeq and is a predicted model, not a curated record.
AAAUGAGUGGUUAAGUUAAAGAGUGGUUUGCAAAGACAUUAAGCAGAUUGGUUGGGACUAAGGAGGCAGAGGGGAAAUGGCGACGAGGAGCAAAGCAGAAGCAGAAGCAGAGGGAGAAGGAGAAGGAGAAGGAGAAGGUGGUGGCAAUAAGAUCGUAUGGAAGGAAGCGGAGCAGAGAUUCGAGACGGAGGACAAGGAGGCGUUCGUGCAGUACGUGUUGAGAGAGAAGGGAAAGGUGAUGGAUUUGGUCCACACCUUCGUUCCCCCUUCCAAGAGAGGUCUCGGCUUGGCUUCCCUCCUCUGCGUCGCCGCCUUUCACCACGCCCAAUCCCGCUCCUUAUCCAUCGUCCCCUCCUGCUCCUAUGACACAUUUCUUCCCCGGAACCCAUCUUGGAAUUCUGUUGUGUACACAGAGGGCGGCAAAUCUAAUAUCUGAACUUACCAAGCUCCGAGGUGUGCUUCUGAGGAACCAUUUGUGUGGUAAUAUCUGGUUCUCUGUCUGAAUAAUAGUACUUAGCCUGCGACACUUUUUAUUAUAAUAAAGUAAUAAACAAAUAACCUCUCAUUUGUCAAAAAAACUUGUAAUUAUUGGUUGUCUCAGUGCAUUCCUUAUCACUAAUGUCAAAACAUAAUGAUUAAGUGCUAAGGUACAAAAGGGAUUCAAUUUCUCUUUUGUGACUUAUAAGAGCAAGAUUUUCUUGCAGUUGCAUCUUGUAUGUCGAAUAGAUACCCGUGGAGUGAUACAAAUUUAUAAACAGAACUUACUUUGGUCUAA